This is a messenger RNA of Cynoglossus semilaevis (tongue sole), 4325 nucleotides long. It is a transcript of the gene igdcc3, whose product is annotated as immunoglobulin superfamily, DCC subclass, member 3. Gene Ontology annotation, molecular function: protein binding. The coding region runs from base 694 to 2952 and encodes 752 amino acids. Gene Ontology annotation, biological process: cell-cell adhesion. The record is from RefSeq and is a predicted model, not a curated record. Lineage: Eukaryota; Metazoa; Chordata; Actinopteri; Pleuronectiformes; Cynoglossidae. The transcript has 14 exons.
GGGAAAUUGGUGCUACAGUGGUUUUAAAUAAAAGAUGUUCAGGGAUGUUCUGAAGCCUAUAAAUUCUGCUUUGACUGCUGCCUGAGGGGAGCUCAGUUUACACUUUUGGUUCCUGAUUUGUGGGCCUCAGUUCGUUGCCUCGGGGAUGUGACAUAAGGAGCAGCUCCUUCAAAUUGUCAAAGGUCUCAGGAUUCAUGUGAAAGCCAUUACUGCUGUGUUUUUGUUCUGGACACUCAAAAAAUAAAAUAAAGUAGAUAGAAUAGAGUAGAAAAUGUACUUAAUGUUAGCAUUUUAUGUUAGUAUAGAUUUUUUCAAUUUAAGUAUUCAGUAGCUUUUAGCCAUAACCUUUUUAUCUAUAAUAAAAUGGUCAAGUCUGAACAAUAACAUGUGACAUAAACAACUCCAAACACAGUCAGAGGUUCAGCUUUUACACAGUCAGGUCAGUCUGUUCCCUGUUCCUGCUGUCUGCUGUGUGGGCUAAUCAGUGAGAUCACACUCACCUGUGUCUCUGUCAUUAGUCUCACUGGUGUCACCUGGUGCCCUGGGUAUAUAUACCUCUCUCCCUCACUCGGUCUUUGUGGGGGAGCAUUGAUUGUUUGUUACUGUUAGUGGGUUGGGUGUGUCCCUGAGUUUGGAGAGGUCUGUGAGUUUUAAGAAAGUCCAUGAUGUUGGAGAAGAGUGUGCCUGUAGUCGAUGCUUUAUUCCUGUGUUCUAUGUGACGCAGCGCUCUCCUUCACUCUGGAGCCCAGUGAUGUCAUCGCUGUCCAGGAGCAACCCCUGAUGCUCCACUGUCAGGUGGAUGGCAUCCCCCCGAUCACCACACAAUGGAGGCACAACAGCUUUCUAUUACCUCGGGACCAGCGUCACACCACCUUCAUCAAUGGCUCUCUCCUGAUUGGUCACUUCCAGCAGACCAACCCUGAUGGCUCAUCCGACGAGGGCGACUAUGAAUGCAUCGCCGAGAAUUCUUUCGGGCUGGUGGUGAGUCGUAAGGCCCGAAUUCAGGCUGCCACGAUGGCAGACUUCCAUGUUCAACCGGAGUCGGUUCAUGCCGAGGAGCACGGUGUAGCCAGAUUCCAGUGCCAGAUCCACGGUCUGCCAGAGCCUGUUAUCAGCUGGGAAAAAGACCGCCUUCCAGUGGACACCAAGGAUGAAAGAUACACUUUAUUGCCUACAGGUGUUCUGCAGAUCACGGGAGUGCGUGAGGAGGACAGAGGAACGUUCUGCUGCGUGGCUCACAACAGUGCAGGAGUGAAACACAGCAAAGAGGCCCUCCUCACUGUCUCAGGCUCCCCGUCAUCCGUGUACAAAGAGCCAAUGAUCCUGGUUGGUCCAGAAAACCUCACCCUCACUGUUCACCAAACUGCCAUUUUGGAGUGCAUCGCAACUGGAUACCCUCAACCCAUUGUGUCUUGGAGCAGACUGGACGGUCGUCCAAUCGGUGUGGAGGGAAUCCAGGUGCUCGGCACAGGAAACCUGAUGAUCUCAGACGUCGGUGUGCAGCACUCAGGGGUUUAUGUGUGUGCUGCCAACAAACCAGGGACUCGUGUUCGCAGGACUGCUCAGGGACAUCUGGUUGUCCAAGCUCCAGCAGAGUUCGUUCAACUUCCUCAGUCUGUUGCACGUCCUGUUGGCACCACUGCCAUCUUCACCUGCCAGGCACAGGGUGAGCCUGAGCCUCAGAUCACCUGGUUAAAGAACGGGCAGAUCCUGGAACCUGGAGGCCACGUCAGACUGAGGAACAACAACAGCACACUGACCAUCUACAGCAUCAGCCAGGACGACGAGGCCAUUUACCAGUGCAUUGCUGAGAACAGUGCAGGCUCCACCCAGGCCAGCGCCCGCCUCACCGUGCUCUGGGCCGACGGGCUUCCCGGUGUGCCAAAUGGUGUGCAGGCUGAGGCUCUGACUCCCACCACCAUACAGGUGUCCUGGACAGAGCCCGAUCAGAACACUCAGGAUAUCAUCGGAUAUGUGGUCCACAUCCGCAGAACCUCAGACCCAGUGGAGAUGGAGUACGAGGAGGCCGUUAGUAAGGUGACACUGCAGCAGAUCAUCAGGGACCUGGAGCCCUCCACCAGUUAUACCUUCUACGUCAAGGCCUACACUUCCCACGGGGCCAGCAAACCAUCAGACAGUGUCACCCAGAGCACUCAUGGGGAGGUUCCAGCACCUCCCUCUCUCUACACCAAGGUGGUGAACAGCAGCUUCGUCCAGGCAUCAUGGGAGCCUUCUUCCAAGAUGGGUCAACACCACGGCUUCAGACUGUAUUACAGACGAGCUCACACGCCGCUCUUCACCGGCCCCAUCAACUUCCCUCGCAACGUCACCCAGUACAACAUCACUCAGCUGGAUUCUACACAGGUCUAUGAGAUUAAACUCCUCGCUUUCAACCAACAAGGAGAUGGAAACACCACGGUCCGAUUUGUUUCACUUCGAGAGGCGGUGGAAAAAUCUGUCCUGGACGCCUCGUGUGACUGUGUCAAAGACGAUCAGAGUAAAACGUCCACGACAGGCAUCAUCAUCGGGAUCCACAUCGGACUCACCUGCAUCAUCUUUUGUGUUCUCUUCCUGGUCUUCAGUUACCGCGGCAGGUUAAUGAUGUGUAAGACAGUGCAGGCAACCCCACAGGCCGGACGCAGCACCGUGCUGGAAGCUUCCUCCUCCUCCUCCUCCUCCCAGGGGGUGUCUGGCCUCAACGGAUCUGCCAGGAGAGAGAUGGAGGUCAAUGGUAGAGCCGGUGGGAAGAAAGUGGUCGACAGCAACGAACUGGAGAGACUCUUCACUCAGACGAUACAAGAGUCAAGCAUGACCCAAGCGUACACACUCAAUGAGACCCAGUUGUCUACGAUACCACUAGAUGAGUUUGUUGUUGAGCGGGACAUGGAGACGCAAUUUCAGGAGCCUCCAGCAGGAGGAGCUGGUCAGCAGACCAAGGCUAGUCAUGUAUGAGGUCAACUGGUGCAACACUGUCUAAAGUGUUAACUCUUCACUCACUCAGGUUCAAAAUUGUUUCUUUUCAAAGUAGCUGUUUUUUUUCUUUUGUGCAAAUAUUUUAUUGAUAAAUUAAGAGGUUCGAGAGAAUCUAAGAAUGUAUUUUAAAGGUGUUUUGUAAAAAAAAAAAGAUUUUUUUUUGGCCAAGUUUUGAGAUGCUUUCUUGUAAAAUGUCGCUAAAAGCUAGGCAGACCAUUUGUUGUUUUUGUUUUUCCAUUUUCUUUGUUUUUUAGGGCUGUCACUUUUUUAGUCAAAGUUUCUUAAAAAGUAACCAAAAGAUUUUCACACGGCUCCUUUAGAUGCUUCAGUGUUUAGGUUUAGCAGAAAAUGCUACAACGAGCAUUUGUCGGUUUUAACUUUAAGCUUUAAGCUGGACCAAACAGAAGAAAAGCUACAAAAAACACUAGGGGGCAGUGGAGCUGAAUAUUUAAGUUAGAUGGCACUUUACAUACGCGUAAUGGGUGGUGAGUCAGUUGUGUCACUCCUUGAAGCUUCUCCUUGUUUUUUAAUGCUAAGAUAUAGGGGGAGAAGUUAAUAUUGUCAGGAGGAAGUCAAUUCUUUAAGACCCAUGCUGGUGUUUGGGAAACUACAGUAGGUCUGGGUUGGUUUUGGGAAGGAGUUGAUGAAAUUGGUUUAUUCUGGUUGUGUUGGUUCUUGCGAGCUAACAUUAGCAAUGUUAGCUUACGGUUAAAAAUAAAGCUAUGAACUUCACCGUUAUCUCAGCCUAUCAGCUGUCCCCUCACGUUAGCUCAACCUCUUGGCUCACCAUAGCCAUUUGGUCUGGACUCUGCACUGCCCUCUAGUGGUAAAUGUUGCUAAAAUUCCAGUUUCAGGUGUAUCUUUACAAACAUGCAUGAAACAUUAAAACAACCAGUGAUUUACAGAACUUUCCCUAACUUUGGACUGAAAGUGACAGCCCUGCUCAUGUGUUACAUUCCAGAUGUUGGGCAGCACAGAAUAGAGGGCCCAGAAUGUCUUUGUAAUACAUUAUUGGUUUUUGUUUUUUAGGUUUAUAGGUAUAUACAGUGAAUAUAUAAAUCCAUAUAUAUAUAUACAUAUAUCUUUAUCAUCUGUGUCAAAAGUGGUCAUAAGUUAUUGCUCUUAUUUCUACUUUUCUGUGGAUGUCACAAACUCCUGCUGCCUGCUCUCAUCGUACCAAUGAUUCCACCCACUCGUUCUUCGCGAAGACCUCAGCCUUCUCCCAGGGAUUUGAUAAAUAUUCUCUCUCAGGACUUUUUUUCACUGAUAUCAAACAUUUUCUAUGAGUUCUCGGCCCUCUUACAGACUAAAGACUUGGCUGUGUGAAACUUACGACUCAACAAAAACCUACC